Molecule: messenger RNA, 396 nt
Organism: Closterium sp. NIES-65
Lineage: Eukaryota; Viridiplantae; Streptophyta; Zygnematophyceae; Desmidiales; Closteriaceae
Source: the annotation of a GenBank genome assembly
AUGUAUGCUGUGACUAUUAGUGAUGAGGGUGACUGUUACCGGUGUUUUCCGCCUGACCCGGGCAUUGAGGCUGCUGCUCUAGGUGCUGGUGAGGCUGCUGCUCUAGGUGCCAGUGAGUCUGCUGCCCCAGGUGCUGGUGAUUCUGCGCUCUCAGGUACCGCGUCGGCUCGGGCCACCCACACCUUCACCCUUGACUCGGGUGCUUCCCUCUCCUUCUUUCGAGACCGCACCACGCUCACCCCGCUUAGUCGGCCAGUGGCAGUCUCCCUGGCAGACCCCUCUGGGGGUCCUGUCCUUGCCCACUUCUCCACUGUCCUACCGUGUCCGGCGGCCCCUUCUGGCACCCUCUCGUGGUCUCUCACUGAUGGCACCGGCACACUCUGUGCCCCGGGGUAG